AUGCUGUACCGCACGGCCGUGCCAGUACCGGCUGACGCACUUGUGCAGCGCAACGUGGAGUUCACGCGGACUGCGUGGAAGGCCGGCCUCCGUCCUGAUCAGCGAGAGGCGAAUCAGCUGCGGGUGGUGGAGAUCAACUUCCCGCUGCUCUCCCGUGACGUGGUGCAGGUGAAAUGCGGCAACACCGUCGCCACGGCCACCGUCAGCUGCGACCUUGUAGAGCCCUCCCCGUACCGUCCAAAGCACGGCUUCUUCGAGGUGCACGCCCGCCAGUUGCUGCACGAGCGCGACCCUCUCGAUCAAUCCAAGGAAAUCAAGCGCAUCAGCAUGUACCUGACGCGACUCUUCACCGGCAGUGUGCUGGAGACGGAGGGCUUGUGCAUUAUUCCUGGCCGCCGCGUCUGGAGCAUCGAUGCAGAGGUGAUCAUUAUGAACAACGAUGGUAACGUGCAAGACGUGGGGCAAUGGGCUGUGAUGGCCGCCCUGCAACAUGUGCGAAGGCCCGAGCUCACGAUUCGCGGUGACGACGUGAUUGUGCACCCUCCACAUGAGCGGGAGCCGGUGCCACUCCCGCUGCAUCACAUCCCUCUCUCUUUUACGUUUGCCGUUUGCGCCAAUCCACAGGAGGUGCAGCUGGCGGUGCGUGCGUCCACGCUGCGCCGUGGACAAACACCUCGAGCCGGCGCUUCCUCCGAUGCGAACGUGGACGAGGACGACGGUGAAGAGAAAGAGCUCGGCUGGUCAAGUGACGCGCUGCAGGUAGUGGUAGAUCCGGCACUCGAAGAAGUUGCCGCUGCCGCGUGCACGGUGUCGGUGGCUGUGAACGGAGAGGGCCACGUAUGCUCGCUAGAGAAGGCAGAUGGCUGCGAUGUGUCGAUCUCGUGCCUGGAGAAGUGUAUGGAGACUGCCACAAAGCUUACGCAGGCGCUGCUGACGCAGAUGAAGGAGUCGAUGGAGGCGCACAAUCUGAAGCGCAAGGAGACGGUGCGCAGUCAGUUUCUCUGGGCCCAGCAGCGCCGCGGUAUCCAGGCUGUUGCGACCCGGGAGGAAGAGGGGGAAAGCGCUAGCAAGAAGGCCAAGGCGGAGGAGUGA
This is a messenger RNA of Leishmania braziliensis MHOM/BR/75/M2904, 1092 nucleotides long. RefSeq names its product putative exosome complex exonuclease RRP45 homolog. The transcript has a single exon. The coding region runs from base 1 to 1092 and encodes 363 amino acids. NCBI's taxonomy places the organism in Eukaryota, Euglenozoa, Kinetoplastea, Trypanosomatida, Trypanosomatidae. The record is from RefSeq and is a predicted model, not a curated record. Gene Ontology annotation, cellular component: cytoplasmic exosome (RNase complex); nuclear exosome (RNase complex). Gene Ontology annotation, biological process: TRAMP-dependent tRNA surveillance pathway; nuclear polyadenylation-dependent mRNA catabolic process; exonucleolytic trimming to generate mature 3'-end of 5.8S rRNA from tricistronic rRNA transcript (SSU-rRNA, 5.8S rRNA, LSU-rRNA).